This is a messenger RNA of Lates calcarifer (barramundi perch), 3713 nucleotides long. RefSeq names its product plakophilin-3. Lineage: Eukaryota; Metazoa; Chordata; Actinopteri; Centropomidae. The coding region runs from base 153 to 2633 and encodes 826 amino acids. Gene Ontology annotation, biological process: cell-cell junction assembly; cell-cell adhesion. The transcript has 15 exons. The record is from RefSeq and is a predicted model, not a curated record. Gene Ontology annotation, molecular function: cadherin binding. Gene Ontology annotation, cellular component: nucleus; plasma membrane; adherens junction.
CUUUAAGUCCCGCCUACAGGCAGACAGGCUGCCAUUUCGUAGCGGACUCAGAGGAAACAGAGCCAUUUGUCGGACAAGCAGCACCCGCUGUGGGACCCACCGUUGCACCUACUUUCCCCCCUUGCCCUGGGUUGACAUAUCCUGCUGCGAGUAUGAGCGUAGCGGUGGCGGAGGGCUGUUUUCUCUCCGCUCUGCACCCCAACUCCUCCUGCACCGCGUAUGUGGUUCCCUCGGAUGGCCCGUCUUCGGAUCCUGUGGCGAAAGCCAGGAGAGUCCGAGAGCAGGUCCGGAUGCGGCUAGCUGAGAAGUCCUCCUCCCUGCCCAGACUGAACGAUUCUCUGGUCGGAUCAACAGAUUACAGCCUUCCUGAAGCCAAGGGCUUCAUCCUUACCCAUGGUUUCAGUUCCAGAUCGACGAUACACACACCCAGCCGUAUCAUGGCUGUUCCUACAGUGCCCCUUCACUACUCUCGCUCUGCCAUGGAAGGAAGUUCCAAGGUGAGCCAUAAAGGAACCAGCAUGGUAGAGAGCAACUUCCAGACCUUCCAGUCACAUAGCAGAAGCAGGCGCUCUAAGUCAUUGUGCCAGGCUGACCAGGAGGGGUUUCCUGUCACUGUUCUGGUUCCUUCAGAGAAUACCUCCUACCCAAACACUGUGCCUCCUUCAGGCACCCUCAGGCGCAGCCUCAGUGGAAUUCUGGCCCAGGAAAGAGGCUACUGGCAGGAGGAGGAGCUGCCAUAUCAGUACACCUACAAAGGCCCCUCCCACCGCACUAUCAGCCGUAUCACAAACCGACAGCAGCACUACCAACAGCAGAGCUCUGCCUUGGACAAGGAAGGCUGGCUGGGGACUGGUAGGGGGGUCCCCAUGGCAGGGGACAGCUGGGGAACACAGUGGCAGCAGCAUGUGUCUAAAGCCAACCAUGCCAUGGGGACAGGGCAGUACCAAGCUUCCCUUAAUCGGGCUUCCUCACUACGCAGUCUGAAGAGUGUUGGGAAAGGCGUGGAUGUCUUGGAUGGAGCAUCAAUACACAGCAAUGACCCACUGGGAGAGAUGCAGGGUCUGGACAUGGCUACAGCUGUCAGAUAUCUGUCUAAAUCAGACACUGCCUUGCAAAUUCUGGGAGCUGCCUACAUACAACACCAAUGUUACCAUAGCAAAGAUGCCAAAAACCAGGUGCUGCAAACCCAGCCACAAUCCAAAGAAUUUCAGCCUCUCUCUAGCUACUGGGCUGCUGGUCCUUUUCAGGUGUGGUUCCUACAUAUGGCCAGAUUUUGCCUCAGUUCUAGCUGCUCAGCGUUCUCCAAACUUCAUGUCCGUGUGCUACAUGGCAUUCCAGCUUUGGUUCAGCUUUUCACUAGUGACAAUCAAGAAGUACAGCAUUAUGCCACUGGGGCCACACGUAACCUUAUCUAUGAGAAUGUUGACAACAAGGUGGCACUCAUAGAAGCUGGUGGAGUGAUGCACCUUGUCAGCAUCCUGGGCGAACAUGAUGAGGAGCUUCAAAAGACCAUCACAGGUGUCCUAUGGAAUCUGUCCUCCAGAGACAACCUAAAGGAGAAACUGUCCAAAGAAGCUUUAGCGGAGCUGACAGAAAAAGUAUUGAUUCCUCUGUGCAGCCGAAUUCCAUUAUGCCCAUCUGAGAGAGACAUCUUCUACAACACCACUGGAUGCCUCAGGAACUUGAGCUCAGUAAAUGAGAGGACAAGACAGAAAAUGAGAGAUAUGCAAGGUCUGGUGGACUCUCUGGUGUCCUACAUUCAACAAGAAGAGAGGGCUGAUGACAAGGGUUUGGAGAACUCAUUGUGUGUGAUGAGGAAUCUUUCCUACCAACUGUACAUGGAGCUUCCUCCCUCAGUCCGACUCCGUCUGGAUGGCCCAACAAGAGAUUAUGCCUCCAGGGACAGUGCGACCAUCGGCUGCUUUACUACGUAUAGCAAAAAAACCCCAGAGCCUAACCAGCAUCUGUCCAUAAUGUCUGAAGUGUCCCGACAGCCUCAAGGGGCUGAGUGGCUAUGGCACCCGCAGGUGGUGGUUCUGUACAAGCUUGUUCUACAAAACAAGGACAUCAGCUCCUCCAGUCGUGAGGCUGCCAUAGGUGCCCUGCAAAAUAUCACUGCAGGAGAGGGCAGGUGGUCAUCAUUUCUGAGUGGUGUGAUGAUGGAGCGGGAGAGGAUGCUGCCCAUCCUGCUUGAUCUGUUAGACACCAAUAGUGACAUGGAGCUGAGACCUUUGACUGGGUUGCUGAGAAAUCUAGCCAGACAUUCCACCAACAAAGACCAUAUAGCUAAGAACAUGGUGAAUGUUCUGGUGUCCAAGCUGCCAUGUGAUGGCCUUCAGAAAAUGCCAUGCAGUGAGGUGGUGAUCAACAUCUGUGGAGCCCUAAAUCACCUAGUCACCUGCAGUUCUGUGGCAGCAAGUGACAUCUCGUACUUCAACGGCCUGCCAAAACUGGUGGGCAUUAAGACAUUCCAUGACAACAGCCCUGGGAGUCUUAAAGCUGCCAGAGCAGCCUCAACUGUCCUCUACAACAUGUUCCAGUACAACAAGCUGCACAAAGACUACAAACUGUUUUGCUUGCACCACACAGAGAGAAGAUGCGCACUCGAGCAGAAACAGAACCAUAAACAUUAGUUCCGCAUCUCUGUGAGAAAGGAUUUGUCAGACGAGACUUCACAGAUGCCACCAUCUAGACUGUUGUGUGUUACAUGAUUCUUUCUGAGCUUUUGACCUCUGGAUCAAGGUUACUGUGAGGAAAGGAUGAGGAACAACAAAAGGUUUUAAUGAGCAGAUUAUCAAAAUGUGAUGGACUUACAGGAAGAGAAAAAUGGACUGGAGCCAAUGGAAUGUGAUGGACUUAAGUUUGCCCUAUUUAUGGAGGUUGCAAAUGUGGCUUACCUUAUAGUAGCUAGGUCUUGAUGAUGAGAUUUAAAUGGUAUCCACACAAAAAAGUGAACUUCACCCCGAAAUCAUAUACUGUGUUUGUGCAUUAGGGUUUGAUGAUAAGGAUUUUUGACUCUGAUUCCAAUUACUUGGACUGCUUUGCAUAUGAUGCCCAUGCACACAUCAACACAACAUCCAAAGUAAAUCAUUUGAAAAGCAAGCUCUCUUUAGGAAAACAAAGAGAAAGGUCUGAGCAGUGAAACAACAGUUACCAUGGCCAUGGUGCACCCAACAUUCCCCUGGGGAAUAAAAGCUGUUGGACCCUUAAGUUUGUUCUCUUGGCCUUAUAUCCAUUUAACAUUAAUGUCUUUAGUCCCUUUGUAUUACGUUUUCCUUGUGUUGCAGUUUUGUUUUUGUACUUCGUUUAUUCUUGCAUCAUACUUUUAGCAAUUGUAAAUACAUGUCAACUGCAGUUUUCCUAUUUUUCUUUUAAUAAUUAAGAGCAGAUGUACCUUUCUUUUGUUGUCACUCUGGUUUAUUCGAAGAUUUAAGUUUUAGUUUUGUUUGCAAGUAGCAAAUCAUUAAAAUUCACAGCUUUACACUUGAAAGAGCCAUCGGCAGACUUGCACAUCAGUCUUGCCGCCUACAAGCUGAAUAAACAGCAGUCCUGAAAGAAAAAUGAGUAUGCUGACAGACCUCAAUGCUGAGAUAGCAGAGGACAUUAGCCGAACCGGUUGCCUGUCUAUUCACUGCAUUGUUUAUUAUCUCAUUUCACCACUGCAUUUAUUAUGUUAGCUUAGGAAGCAUUUAAUAAAAUCAUAUAUUCUUAAA